AGUGCUGCCAAUCAGUGCCGCCUAUCAGUGUGCAUCAGUGCCGCCUAUCAGUGUGCAUCGGUGCCUCCUAUCAGUUCCCGUCAGUGCCGCCUAACAGUGCCAUGCCAGUCAGUGCCGCCUAACAGUGCCAUAUAUCAAUGCUGCCUGUCAAUGCCCAUCAGUGCCACCUACCAGUGCCUCCUCAUCAGUGCCCAUCAGUGCCACCUAUCAGUGUCCAUCAGUGCAGCCUAUCAAUGCCCAUCACUGCAGCCUCAUUAGCGCACAUCAGUGAAGGAGAAAAAUCACUUAUUUACAAAAUUUUACAA
Messenger RNA from Staurois parvus, 305 nucleotides. The record is from the annotation of a GenBank genome assembly. NCBI's taxonomy places the organism in Eukaryota, Metazoa, Chordata, Amphibia, Anura, Ranidae.